Messenger RNA from Lotus japonicus, 819 nucleotides. Its product is annotated as auxin-induced protein 6B-like. The record is from RefSeq and is a predicted model, not a curated record. Gene Ontology annotation, biological process: response to auxin. The coding region runs from base 290 to 568 and encodes 92 amino acids. Lineage: Eukaryota; Viridiplantae; Streptophyta; Magnoliopsida; Fabales; Fabaceae. The transcript has a single exon.
CACCAGUUAAUGCAUGAACAAACAUUAGGUUGCACUUGAUUUACGUGCUGUAUGGAUGCAAGUGGAUGCUCUAUGUUGGCCAUUGUUUAACAAGGUGGUGUACACUUCAACAAUAAUUUCUAUUGGAAUUGGGUUUCCAAAGAACCUCUCAAAACUAUAAAUACACUUAUGUACUAUCCAUACUUCACAGCCAACAAUAGUCAUUGACAUCCUCAAGUAUUUAGAAAGAAAGAAAAAACUUGUGUUUCAAAUCUUUUCUUCCUUCUCGUUCCUUCAAACAAGAACAAAAAUGGGUUUUCGUUUACUUGCUAUUCGACGAGCAUCAUUCACUUCUAGCCAAGCAGCUUCAAAAUCUGUUAAAGUUUCGAAGGGCUAUCUUGCAGUGUAUGUUGGAGAAGAACAGAAGAGGUUUGUAAUCCCUGUAUCAUACUUGAACCAACCUUCAUUUCAAGAAUUGCUGAGUCAAGCUGAGGACGAGUUUGGAUAUGAUCAUCCCAUGGGUGGCCUCACAAUUCCUUGCAGCGAAGAUGUCUUCCAACAGAUAACUACUCACUUGAAUGGGCUCUAAAUCUCACACUAAGGGAAACUGACAUAGUGAUUAGUAGAGACGAUUUUGUACAAUAGUCAUUUUCUUAUAACUUGUAAAUAUUACCCAUUUUCAUGGGAAAUGGAAAAAACAUUACUAUUAGAAUGACAAAUUGAUAAACAGAUUUGGUCCUCUAUUUUUUGGUUUAAUUACAAUGAAUUCAGAUACCAAUUGUUUCUGCAUAUCAAUUACAAUAUUCACUUCUUCCUUAAAUUAGGACCCUGUGCAUUAGU